This is a messenger RNA of Osmerus eperlanus (European smelt), 3698 nucleotides long. RefSeq names its product NIMA-related kinase 7 (gene nek7). The transcript has 10 exons. Lineage: Eukaryota; Metazoa; Chordata; Actinopteri; Osmeriformes; Osmeridae. Gene Ontology annotation, biological process: peptidyl-serine phosphorylation. The record is from RefSeq and is a predicted model, not a curated record. Bases 304 to 1215 code for a protein of 303 amino acids. Gene Ontology annotation, cellular component: nucleus. Gene Ontology annotation, molecular function: protein serine/threonine kinase activity; ATP binding.
UCGAGAAUGCUGGUUUGUUUACAUUGUUGGCAGUGGCCAGGAAUGGUGAGAGGCCGAGAUUCUGAACACGUACACAUUCAACUGGUUUUACAAAACAGGCCGUCUCCAUAACUUUUACCAGUGGUAGGAUACGUUACCACGCGAGGCCGAACAUUUAAACCUGAGCGCGACCUUGAGAAGAAAAGGAAAGUCAUAUCAAAGAGAACCGCCUUCGUUAUCCGAAGACAUUGAACUUAAAGGAAUACAGUACAGUAGCUAGAGGCUCCCAAUUCCUUGCGUGUGAGGGAUCAAGUUCCUGUCACCAUGGACAUGGACGCACAGCCACAAGGACAGCACGCAGCCGUGCCCGUGUUCCAGUCUCAGAAGCCACUGCAACCGGACAUGGGCCACAACACCCUGGCCAACUUCCAGAUCGAGAAGAAGAUCGGCCGGGGUCAGUUCAGCGAGGUGUACCGGGCCAGAUACCUGCUGGACAACACCUCCAUGGCUCUGAAGAAAGUCCAGAUAUUCGACUUGAUGGAUGCCAAGGCUCGCCAAGAUUGCAUCAAAGAGAUAGAUCUCCUCAAGCAACUGAACCACCCUAACGUGAUUAAGUACCACGCGUCGUUCAUCGAGGAGAACGAGCUGAACAUCGUGCUGGAGCUGGCUGACGCAGGAGACCUCUCCCGGAUGAUCAAGCACUUUAAGAAGCAGAGGAGGCUGAUUCCAGAGAGGACAGUGUGGAAGUACUUUGUCCAGCUGUGCAGCGCGCUGGAGCACAUGCACUCUCGCAGAGUCAUGCACCGAGAUAUCAAGCCUGCCAACGUGUUCAUCACGGCGACAGGAGUGGUGAAGCUGGGAGACCUGGGUCUGGGCCGCUUCUUCAGCUCCAAGACCACCGCCGCACACUCCCUAGUGGGCACACCCUACUACAUGUCCCCAGAGAGGAUACACGAAAAUGGAUACAACUUCAAAUCUGACAUCUGGUCGCUAGGAUGCCUGCUGUACGAGAUGGCAGCCCUACAGAGUCCGUUCUACGGGGACAAGAUGAACCUGUACUCCUUGUGUAAAAAGAUCGAACAGUGUGACUACCCCCCUCUACCCUCUGAUCACUACUCUGAGGAGCUGAGGAAGUUGGUGGACAUGUGCAUCAACCCAGACCCAGAGAAGAGGCCGGACAUCACCUACGUGUACGACAUCGCCAAGCACAUGUACAACCAGACCCUGGGGAGCUAAACCUCCCUCCUUCUCCUCCUCCUCCUCCUCCUCCUCCUCCUCCUCCUCCUCCUCCCUCACUUCCCCAACACCUCCACACGUCUCCUGUAGAGUCUGUCGUUCUGUCAGACAGAGCUGAUGGAGCUCCCAGAGAUGGCCACGCCCCCCCCCCCACCCCCCCUCCCAAUGCACGCUGGGUAAAUGAAGAGCAAUCAGAUGAUUGGAUGUAUUUCUCCUAGGAACCUCCCUUUUUUUUCCUUUUUUUUUUCUUUGUUUAAGACCUUCUAGUUGUGCGAUGUUUGUCGUGUUGUUCAUCUCAACCUAACUGCAGGCCGGCACAGUGACCUUAGAUACACUAUAGACAUGCACACUUACCCCUUCAGUGCCUCUCGUAGCUGAGUGCUCUGAAAUCACACGUGCAUAUGCAGACAUUAGCAAAGGAAACUGUUCCCACAGUAUUUAAACACAGAUGCGUCAGAAUGUUAGUGUAGAGAUAUGUUGUGCUCGAGUAUAGUAACGCGAUCGUCCAAAAUGAUGUUUUAACCGUUAAAACGUUUGCUGCGCUGCACUUUAACCCCGGUACUGAAAAUCUGGAGGUUGUUGUCAAGUGAAUGUAUCCCCCCCCCCCAAAAAAAAAAGGAUCAUGUUGAAUGCCACGUGUGAAGCAGUAGUCGUCUGUGAGACUGGUCUGGGGCGUGGUCAAGGGACGGUAGGUUACAGGGUGUGCGAUGGCUUCAGCGUAUGUGUUUAGAUCUUUGUGACAGCGCCGUCCCUGAAUUGAAAGAAUAAAAACAUGUAGGAAUUAUAAUAAUUCUUUUUUUAAGCCUUGUCCGUUCGACAAACUACCAAAGACGCAGAGAGCCCAGAGUGGUUGGUAUGGUUGAUAUGUGUAUCUGUGUGUGUCCUACAGCCAUACAGUAUAUCUAAGACUUCUUCCUAGCCGUCAGUGGACACAGUCUGGCUUCCUGCGCAGAGGAACCCCUGCUAGCUGGACGUCCAACAUAGUUGGAUGUAGGUUCGCUGUGUUCUGGAGUUGGUCUGUAUCUCGCGUUUUAAACACAGGAAGAUGUUCCUGUCUCGGUUUUACAGUGGGUUGGUGACAGUGGGUUGGUUUACAGAUCAAGGUGGGGAUAACCUAAGUUUGAGGUUAGUGUUUUAGGUCGAGGUAGUUUAGCCCAGCAGAAGGUACGUUAGCCCAAGGUGACCCUGCGGUAUGCUUGUCAUGUUUAACGACUGCCUACUGGCUUUGGUGUGGAGUCAGUUUACUAAUUUGUGCAUUUAGUGUCAUCUAGUUUAUCAUAACGGUUGUUCUGGGAAUUAAUUUAGAAAUGGAUCAAAAAAUUACUUGACGGCCUUUAGGGAAAUAUUUUUUUUAUUUUUUUAUUUGCACAUCUUUGUUGUUUUUUGUGGUCCCCAGAUAUUCUGGUAUGUCCAAUUUCACUUUUUUAUUGACAUUAAUGUCUGUCCCAGCUAAGUCUGUGGAUUCUUACAACUCUUGUGCCUUGUUAAUGCUGGCUUUACAGCAGCUGUAAAAGAGCUUUGCUCAUGACAUGAAUUUACAAUAACACUUAAUCAGAGUGACAAAGCACCAUCGUCACCUCAUAGCAAAUGUUGCUAAAAUCCUACCAGAUGCAAAAUGGUGUUUAUUUUUUAUCAUACGAGAUAGAUUAGAUAUUUAGAUCUGAAUAACAUUGCAAAUAGAUUUGUUUUAUGUUGUGUGUUAUAUCCCCCCCCUGCAUAAUCCCGCCCCCCUCAGCCUUAGGAACGCUUUCCUGUCCUGCCUUACUUUCGAUCUAUCAGCCUUAAAGAAGAUGAUGUUCGGCUUUGUUUUGUUUGUUGUCGCUGCAAACUAAUAUUGUUUACUCGUUCAGUCGCCCUUCAUGUGUCACAGGGAGAAGAGGAGACUCAUCAGAUAUUUGUUUCUCGUUAGGGGAAUGUGAUGAUCGUGACAUCAACACAACACACUCAGAUACACGCUCACAAACACUAACACAUGGAUACAUACGCCAUCACAUAGAUGCAUACACACACACAUAUACACACACUGCUAGUUUACUGAUCCAUUCUGAUGUGUCCGGGUUGUGAUUUUUGGAGUCUGAUCUGUCUGGGUUGUGAUUGGUGGGGUCUGAUGUGUCUGGGUUGUGAUUGGUGGGGUCUGAUGUGUCUGGGUUGUGAUUGGUGGGGUCUGAUGUGUUUCUCGCGAGCCGUCCAUCUGCUGGGACAGCCCUGCGACCUCCUAGAGGUCAGCCCUGACCCCUGACCCUCACCAUGGCGACUGGACCAGCCCUCUGAAGGUGGUAUCGACCCCUUAGACUCUACUCUCCAAACCUCUAAGGCUUAGUGGUUGGGAGAGUAAAAACAAAAAGAGUCUGCUUUUAUUUAUGGUUGUGUGUUUUUUAGUUCGUUAGUUUUUUUUUGUCUUUUGUUUUAUGGAACAUUUUGUGUAAGGCUGUUUACUUCAUGGCUUUGUAUGCUACCUACCUAAUAAACACGUACAGAAACUG